AUGUAUCUCCUCAUUGUCCUGCAGGUCACCAUCAUGAUGCCCCCUCAAGUCCUCAUUUCAGGCCUCCUACUCCUCUCAGCUGCUGUGGAGUCUUUCCCAGAAGUGCAUGGAGUGGUGGGACACUCGGUCACACUCCCAUGUAUAUAUCCAGUAUCUACUAGAAGAUUCUACAUGUGUUGGGGCCGAGGGCCAUGUAAUUAUAAUACAUGUGGAGAAAGAAUUAUUGCAACUGAUGGAUACCAAAUCCAGUAUCGGGCAAGCAAUCGCUACCAGCUAAAGGGGCAGCUUCUUCAAGGCAUUGGGUCCUUGACAAUACUGAAUCUCACUGUGAGUGACAGCGGUCACUAUUGCUGUGGAUUGCAAAUGAAGGGAUGGUAUGGGAUUGUAGAGAUAAUGACCAGCUUACUCCUUGUUCAACCAGAAAUUCCCACAAAUCCCCCAACAAGACCCACAACUACAGGAAGACCCACAACUCCAGGAAGACCCAUGACUAUUUCAACAAGAUUCACACAUGUAUCAACAUCAACCAGAAUCUCUACUUCUACUCCUCCGACACCAGCACACAUGCAGACUCACAAACCAGACUGGAAUAACACUGUGACAUCCUCAGAUGACACUUGGAAUAAUAGCACUGAAGUAAUCCCUUCAUGGAAGCCACAGAAAACCCUGACUAAGGGCUUCUAUGUCGGCAUCUCCAUCGCAGCCUUGCUGCUGCUGCUGCUUGUGAGCACUGUGGUUAUCACCAGGUUCAUAAUUAUGAAAAAGAAGUCGGGCUCUCUGAGCUUCUCUGUGUCUAAGAGCAGACCUUUGCCGAACAUAAAAGUGGUCGUGAAGUCCAAAGAUGAAGACAAGUUCUACAUUAUUGAAGACACUCCUAACCCGGAAGAACAGUCCCAAUGGCCCUCUGAGGGGCCUUCUGCCUGA
Grammomys surdaster is the source of this 924-nucleotide messenger RNA. Its product is annotated as hepatitis A virus cellular receptor 1 homolog. Lineage: Eukaryota; Metazoa; Chordata; Mammalia; Rodentia; Muridae. Gene Ontology annotation, molecular function: phosphatidylserine binding; virus receptor activity. The record is from RefSeq and is a predicted model, not a curated record. The transcript is spliced from 7 exons. Bases 1 to 924 code for a protein of 307 amino acids. Gene Ontology annotation, biological process: phagocytosis, engulfment; positive regulation of mast cell activation. Gene Ontology annotation, cellular component: cell surface.